Messenger RNA from Colletotrichum godetiae, 663 nucleotides. RefSeq lists its product as uncharacterized. The record is from RefSeq and is a predicted model, not a curated record. Lineage: Eukaryota; Fungi; Ascomycota; Sordariomycetes; Glomerellales; Glomerellaceae. Bases 1 to 663 code for a protein of 220 amino acids. The transcript is spliced from 2 exons.
AUGAGGGUGAUUCGCCAGCGACGUGGUGCUUCAGGUACCUCGACUUAUCUGGAGCUUACGACGAUCACGGCUGGUCCGACAGGGCUCGAGACAACAACGAACUCGACUUCAUCCGCUGAUGCACCCUUGUCAACGGAAACAAACAUCAAUCUUUCCACAAAUCCCACCUUUCGGCUUUCCGGAACGCCCACCUCCUCUCUCGGCACUUCACUCUCAGCCACUGGCCUACAAGUCCCGACCACCACCACUAGCUCUGGUCCCUCUACAUCAACGUCUGCGCAAGUUGUUCAACCUGUGAUCCUCUUCGUUGCUCCAGGUCCGCCUACUAAUAUUAGACGAAAUCUGCAGAAAAGAAUGCCGGGCGGAUUUGUGAACCAAAACACCAAUGCAAAUCGUCAAAGAUGCGACACCGCAACGGUGUUUUUCUUGGUCGCUGGCCAACUACUCGACGGCGGCGUUCCAGUGCAUUACUCCCCAGGUGAGAACUUCAAACCUAUCAUUGCUAUGGGGACGCCACCGAACAACGCCAUCACAACCACAUUCGACGUUUUCGAGGGGGCUCUUCGAUUUUAUCAUCCAUCCCUCCCUAGUAACCCGGCAGGCUUCUGUCAGGAUACCACUGGACGGGUCCACGUUGCCUUUACGUCCCGUCCGCCUGAUUGA